CAAGCUCCAGCAUCUGAAGCCUCUCAAAAGCCCCUGUAUUGACUGACCAAUAGUGUCUGAAUCCCAAAUGGGGCACAUAGUGCACUACGUAAUGUGUAACUAAAAAUCAGGCAUUAGUGUACCUACAUAGUGCACACAUACAGGAAGUAUGUAGUGAUUCAGGAUUGGACCGGUGAAGCAGUUUCGGUACGCUUGGGCGAAGAUGGCGCAAGCACUAUCAGAAGAGGAGUUUCACCGUAUGCAGGCUCAGCUUCUGGAGCUGCGAACGCAGAACUACCAGCUCUCAGAUGACCUGCGAAAGAACACUGCAGAGCUCAACAAUGUCCGCCAGAAGACCUUGACCUUGGAGAAAGAUUACCUCAAAGCACAGAAGGCACUUAAUAAGAGCAAGAAAGCUCAGGAGGUGGAUGCGUUGCUGAGUGAAAAUGAGAUGCUUCAGGGCAAACUGCACAGUCAGGAGGAUGAUUUCAGACUGCAGAACAGCACCCUCAUGCAAGAGCUGUCCAAGUUAUGUUCCCAGAUCGAGCAGCUGGAGGCUGAGAAUCAGGGCUUGCGGGAGGGGAGGGGCCUCCAAGCUCACGCCCCUGGCCCUGUGUCCGGCCCGACAGAUGGAGAGCUUCUGCGCCUACAGGCUGAAAACUCCGCCCUGCAGAAGAAACUGGCAGCUCUUCAGGACAGCGAGCAAAACCGCACGCGUGGAGUGGAUGACGGGAAAGAGGCAGCGAUUGACGCCAAUGGUGUCAGCGACCAGCUGCACACAGAUGCUGCACGCUCCAGUGAUGACAUGGCAGCUGCUUCAGCCAAUGACAGACUGGAGCAGGCAAAAAGUGUCCGUCUGGAGCAAAGAGUAAACGAGCUAAGCGAGGUGGAGCUGAAGCUUCAGACAGAGAUGGAGGAGAAGCGAUUACUGAAAGAGCAGCUACAGGCCCUGGAGGCAUCCAAACAAGCUGAACUCGCAAAACUUCAAGAAGAGUGUGCUAAGCUGUCUGACAAGUUAAAGAAAAAACAGGAGAGCUUCCUGCAGCUCCAGGGGGAAAAAGAGGCUCUCUACUACGACAGCAGGACGAAAAUAGACGAGAUCCAGCAGCGCCGAGAGGAGGAGCUGAAAUCCAUAAACCUGCGCGUGCAGAAACUACAGUCUGAUUUAAUGAACGCUAACCAGAAUGUUGCUGAGCUAAAGGAGCAGUUGCAGAGCAAGCAGAAAGUGCACGAGAUGGCUCUCCAUGAACUCAAAGAUCAGGUAGCGUGUCAGAGCGCGGUCAGUCAGGAGCAGGUGGAGGGCAUGCUGAGUGAGAAUGAGGCUCUCAGGACUAACCUAGCCGCCCUAGAACAGAUCCAGACAGUGAAGACUCAGGAGCUGAACCUCCUCAGGGAGCAGAGCAUGGCGCUAAACGUGGAGCUGCAGCAGAGACGCAGUGAGCAGGAGAGCUUACUGGCGCAGAAAGAUGACCUCAGCUCUCAGCUACAGGAGUCAAACCGAGCCAGUAGUAGACUACUGGAACAGAUCUCUGAACUGGGUCUGGAGAAGGAUAAGCUGCAGCAAGAUCUGGAAGAAGCCAGGAAGACCGCAGACAAGCGCAAGGCCAUGCUGGACGAGCUGGCCAUCGAGAUGGCGCAGGAGAAGUCGAGACACAAAGAGGAGCUGAGCGACCUGCGACUCCAGCAUGAGAAAGAGGUGCUGUGCAUCCGGGCACGCUACGAGAAAGAGCUCCGCGGCCUCCACGAAGAAAAGAGCCGCACGGAGGAGGAGAUCCGCGCCCAGCUACGAGACGAGAAGGCUCGCAAUAAGGAGCUGGAGGGUCUGCAGCAGAGUGUGGAAGAGCUGCAGGCUCAGUUGCAGUCCAUGGAGGGAACCAAGGGAUGGUUCGAGCGCAGGCUGAAAGAGGCCGAGGAGAUAAUCGAGAAGAACAGACUGGAGCACACAGGGGAGAUGGAGAGACUGCAGAGAGAACAAGCCCUCCAGCUUGAGGAGAAAUCGGGAGAGAUCGAGGCCGUGAAACAGCAGAUCACCACCAUGGACAAGGAGAGAGAGGAGCUCAAUAACACCAUCGCUAAACUCAAACAGGAGAUUAGAGACACUGUAGAUGAACAGCGGAUUCUGGAGAAGAAAGGCAGUUCAGCGCUGAAAGACUUGAAGCGGCAGCUCCAUCUGGAGCGCAAAAGAGCGGACAAGUUGCAGGAGAGGCUACAAGAAAUCCUGACCAACUCCAAGACCAGGACAGGUCUGGAGGAGCUGGUGUUGUCUGAGAUCAGUUCUCCGUGUCGGACCCAGCAGACAGGAGACAGCAGCAGCGUCUCGUCCUUCAGCUACAGAGAGAUGAUGAAGGAAGGAGCAUCGGCACAGACCACCAAUAAGUCCAACACCAGCAGUCCUCAAUCCCAAAGACCAGCUGACCUCUCUGACGACGAGGUCAACGAACUCUUCCAGAGGCUGGCUGAGGUGCAGCAGGAAAAGUGGCUGCUGGAAGAGAAGGUGAAACACUUGGAGGUCAGCUGCUCCUCUAUGGCCGACGACAUCUGCAAGAAGAGCGCCAUCAUAGAGACUUACGUCAUGGACAGCAGGAGAGAUGGAGGAGGAGCUGCAUCUCAUGCUGCUCACCAGGGAGAGAGGGGAGGUCUGAGUUCGGUGCUCCGGGAUCUGGUCAAGCCUGGAGACGAGAACCUGCGGGAGAUGAACAAGAAGCUGCAGAACAUGCUGGAGGAACAACUCACCAAGAACAUGCAUCUACAGAAGGUACGGUGUGAGGAGCGAUGGACGAUAUGGGGAGAAUAUUCCGCUGCGAUACGUGAAGACAACGUUAUACAUAAUACAGUAUGUCUCACAUAGGUAUCAUGAUUUAUCAAGGCAGAGGACAACAUCUACAGCUUAGUCGAAGCAUUUACGAAUGUUGACCUCUGGAGGCAUGUAAAUGAAAUAAAGUUUGCACACCGACGGAGAAAGAACGGUGGAUAUGUGGAUCUGCUUCUGGUAGGCGUUUCACAUGUUGUACGUGGGUGAACGUUGAUCUGUGAAUUCACGUGCCUCGGUCUCGUGAGCCAAUAGAAUACAAGUGGGCUGGACUUCAGUAGCUGUUUAUUAUUUAGUACUUGAUUUUAUUUUAUUUUAUUUUUCCCCCCUUUAGUGCUUUUAUACUGUUGCUUCUUCAUGGGUAUACGCUAGCAUUUUUGUGGUAAAAUUAAGCGAUUAUUAUUAUUAUUUAUUUAAUUUUUUCCCCUCUCUCGAAUACUUCGAUUGUGUUAGCGUGGAGAAAAAUGGAAACGAAGCAAUUAGUAAAAAGCCGUUUAAACAUUCAAUCAUAAAGCUUUUAAACCACUGACACCUGGCGAUAAUCAGAAAAGUGAAUCAUGAAGUCAGUAUUGUAAUAUCAAUGAUAUAUUUCAUAUGCCCCAGCGCUAACAGCGAGCUGGUGGCCGUUUGGGGCAGUCAGAGUGGGAGCUGAGAGAUCUUCUAACCGGUACAGGCGGCCAUCUUAGAAAUGACCUGUUUUAGCGAAAGAAGCAAAAAUGUAUUCUUAUUACAGAAAUUAUUCUUAUUAGUGUUUCCAGAUCCAAAUCCAGGUAGGUUUACGUAGACCUGAAUCUUAGCAAACAUGACUCAUGAGAUUUCCUGCUUCGCUAAUAAGCUGCACAAACUAUCGGCAUGAUGCUGGAGGGUUGUGUGUAGAGCUAGUUCUGACAGGGUGCUAGGCAGUGUGUGUGUGUGUGCGCGGAGGCGGUUUGCUGUCACGACGCUCUGAGACUCCAGCGAUGGGAGCUUAUUCAUCGCGAGCCAAAAGGUGGGUGGUUUAUUUUUUUUCACAAUGAAGCGGUUAGUGGUGCAGGAAUAGAAACACUACCCCGGGCGACGCGUUUGAUGGGAUUACACCAUCAUACAGAUCAACUAAUGGCAAUUAACCUCACCAUCCACUUCAGCGUCCACGUUUCAAGAGAAUUCAGUCUGAUUCAGACCAGUUAGCAUGCUGCUAGAGUUUUAAAAUGCUAGUGUUUUAAUACAGACGUAACAUGUAACGUCCAAGUUCUUUUUAUGUAACCCAUGGUCAUGUUUGUUGGUAUGGAUUUGGAUGUAUUUAUAAUGAUUGUGGAGGUGUGUGCGCAUUCAGAAUAUAUGUAUGUAUAUAUACACGGAUGAGAAAACUAGUGUUGCGUACAGAAACGAAUAGGAUUUCACGCUUAUAAAUACACAGCAGUGCAGCUUAUGCAAGAAGUCAUCGACAUCGCUGUGAAGAGUAUUGGCGAGUAUUUGAAGGUUCGUUGAAAUUCAAUCACUUUUAACAAGCACCACGUUUCAAAGUUAAGUCGGCGCGAGAAAAAGGCCGCACUUAAUCAGUUUUAAAGGCAGAAGCGAGGACAAAAGGUGUUAGCAUGCCAGCCACUACAGUUGAUACGUCUUGACAGGUGCCUGGCUGAGACAGAUAAGUACGGUUGCUUUCUUCUGACCCCCGGAGAACAUCCAUUUCAAACUCAUUUAAUAAACGAGUCUCAUUACAGUUAGUCCAACGUGUUAGCACACCACUAACAUCUUAACUAGGCUUGAGUGGGGUAGUUUAUCGGCAUUCAUCCGAAAGGUUUCUUGAACAAAUUGACCGCAUAUCAAAACACACUGCAGUUCAUUAUAAGAACACAACAUUUCCAAAUUAUGGUUUAACUAUACAGAAAUAUUCAAAAAGUAGAGGUGCAGAAGUAUUCACCCCUUUUAAUAAAAAGUUGUUGUUGUUUUUGUACUGAAAUUGACUUAAAUGUGAUUUAUAUAUCAAUUUUUAGAAUGUCAUAACAUUAGCACGUUUAAGUCAGUAGCUUUACGGACCUGAGUUUAUCGGUCUAUAUUGCCCCCUAGUGGAGAGUCGAGACUAGCUUGUUUUUUUUUUUUUUUCCUAAUUCAAUUCGAUUAUGUUCCACGAGACCAUUUUAAUUUAGAACACAGUUUCUAAACCCAUUUGAUGGACCAGAUUAGAGCCACCUCGCGGGGCCGUAUGUUUGAACCUAUGCGAUACGCCGGAUCUCAACGUUAUCACCUUCUGCAGGAAUCAGAAAGCAUCCGCACCGAGCCAAGAGGCCCGUUGGCUUUGUUUCAGACAUGUUGAGCUCCAAGAGGCACUUAUAAAAGAGACAAGUGCGGUUCCGUCCACACUGUUUUAUGCUAAUUUUGAACCUGUGCAUGAGAAAACCUGAAUGGAAAUUCAGCACACACACACACACACACACACAAAAAAAAAAGAGAAUGUUUUGCACUCAGCUGAGGUGGAAAAGUGAAGAUGACAUAGUGGCCCAUCGUGGAUGUUUUAGCAAGUUUUCACACUGCAGAAGCAGUUUUGCACCAAGAGUCUGGAACGUUUGAUCAAGUGUGAAGGCUGUUUUGUGUGCUUUCAGAAACGAUUUCGGUGAAAGCGACCUGCUCUUAGGGCCAGGCAGCAAAUUAGGUGAUUCGGCAAGACGGACCUCGCUGCACAAGCAAAAGUACAGGGGGUGUGGCUGGACCUGAUCCAACUUCUAUAAGCCUAACCCCUAACCAAGACAAUGCUGUACAACACGAGCUUUUGGGCCAAAUGUGAAAACACGGUUAGUCUUCGAGUGACUAGGUGUUGAGAGAACAUAAGAGUGUCAUGGGGACAAAAUACAGAGACGUGAGUUUUGAAUGCAGACGUGUCGAGUUUUAUUGAUAUUGACAGGUAUAGCGGAUUUGGUAUACAUUAGAUCGAAGCAGUUAAAGCCGUGCUGAGUCACCGAUGCAUUGUAGGUGUGUCUGGUUAUCUCACAGAGCUC
Messenger RNA from Ictalurus furcatus (blue catfish), 5760 nucleotides. It is a transcript of the gene gripap1, whose product is annotated as GRIP1 associated protein 1. Lineage: Eukaryota; Metazoa; Chordata; Actinopteri; Siluriformes; Ictaluridae. Gene Ontology annotation, cellular component: glutamatergic synapse; extrinsic component of postsynaptic early endosome membrane; postsynaptic recycling endosome. The transcript is spliced from 27 exons. The record is from RefSeq and is a predicted model, not a curated record. Gene Ontology annotation, biological process: regulation of recycling endosome localization within postsynapse; neurotransmitter receptor transport, endosome to postsynaptic membrane; regulation of modification of synaptic structure. The coding region runs from base 203 to 2827 and encodes 874 amino acids.